AUGAAGUCUUUGUUAAAUGCCUUCACAAAGAAAGAAGUGCCCUUUAGAGAGGCUCCCACCUAUUCAAACAGAAGGCGGAGACCCCCAAGCACCUUAGCAGCACCUCGGAUCUUGCUUCGUUCCAACAGCGACAACAAUCUGAACAUCAACAACCUCCCUGAGUGGUCAGCCUCUUCCUCUGCUUCUUCACACCGGAGCCUUUCACCUCAUCUACUUCAACAGAUGCAGAAUAAUCCUAAUGGAACUGUAAAAACUGUGGGGAGUUACACUCCGUCUUCCCGGAGCCGGUCACCAUCCCUAAACAGGCUGGGAGAGGAUGCCAAACGGCAGCAGCACAGGCACAUCAGUGCCAUUUACAAUCCUAGUGCCAACAAGGAUACUCUGUCCGCCUUGGAUUAUCAGGGUCCAAAACGCAAGCUUUACAGUGCUGUACCUGGAAGACUUUUUAUUGUCGUAAAGCCAUAUCAACCUCAAGGAGAAGGGGAAAUUCAUCUGCACAAAGGAGAUAGAGUCAAAGUUUUAAGCAUUGGUGAAGGUGGAUUCUGGGAAGGCAGCACCCGGGGACAUAUUGGAUGGUUUCCUGCAGAAUGUGUUGAAGAAGUUCAGUGUAAACCAAAUGAAAGCAAACCAGAAACGCGAACAGAUAGAACAAAGAAACUGUUUAGACACUACACAGUUGGAUCCUAUGACAGCUUUGAUGCUUCAAGUGACUGCAUAAUAGAAGAAAAGGCAGUGGUCCUGCAGAAAAAAGACAAUGAAGGAUUUGGAUUUGUGCUCAGAGGGGCAAAAGCUGACACACCAAUUGAAGAAUUCACCCCAACUCCAGCCUUUCCUGCUUUGCAGUACUUGGAAUCUGUGGACGAAGGGGGAGUAGCAUGGCAAGCUGGCCUGAGAACUGGAGACUUUUUGAUCGAGGUUAAUAAUGAGAAUGUCGUGAAAGUUGGCCACAGGCAGGUGGUGAACAUGAUUCGACAAGGGGGCAAUCACCUAGUUCUUAAGGUUGUCACAGUAACCAGGAAUCUUGAUCCAGAUGACACAGCUAGAAAGAAAGCCCCACCACCUCCUAAGCGAGCUCCAACCACUGCACUGACCUUGCGGUCUAAGUCAAUGACCUCAGAGCUUGAAGAACUCGUGGAUAAAGCUUCAGUACGGAAGAAGAAGGAUAAAGUGGAUGAAAUAGUACCAGUUUCCAAGCCAUCAAGAAUCGCAGACAAUGCAACUGUGGACUCAAGAGUGGCAACUAUUAAACAGCGGCCUUCUAGUAGAUGUUUUCCCUCAGCUACAGAUAUGAGUUCCAUGUAUGAGAGACAGAGUAUUGCUGUGAUGACGCCCACUGUACCAGGGAGUCCUCAAGGUCCUUUUCUGGGUAUACCUCGGGGUACAAUGAGAAGACAAAAAUCUAUAGGUAAAAUGCUUCUCAUGUAUCGAAUAACAGAGGAAGAACGGCAGUUUUUGGCUCCUCCUAUGCUGAAGUUUACCAGAAGUCUUUCAAUGCCUGACACCUCUGAAGAUAUCCCACCACCACCACAGUCCUUACCUCCUUCACCACCACCACCUUCUCCCUCUCUGUACAACUCUCCCAAAUCCCCAACAUCAAGGAGCUAUGGAACUAUUAAACCUCCAUUUAAUCAGAAUUCAGGUUCAAAAAUUUCUUUGGUUAGGCCUGAGAACGUGGGAACAAUGAUAAGGGACAAAGGGAUCUAUUACAGACGAGAACUGGACCGAUACUCUCUGGACUCUGAAGACCUGUACAGUCGGAGUGCUGCAUCUCAGGCAAAUUUCAGGAACAAGAGAGGUCAGAUGCCAGAAAACCCAUAUUCUGAGGUUGGGAAGAUUGCAAGCAAAGCAGUUUAUGUGCCAGCCAAGCCGGCGAGGCGGAAGGGGAUGCUGGUAAAACAAUCCAAUGUUGAAGAUAGUCCAGAAAAGACCUGCUCUAUUCCAAUCCCAACAAUCAUUGUGAAAGAGCCGUCCACCAGCAGCAGUGGGAAAAGCAGCCAAGGGAGCAGCAUGGAAAUCGAUCCUCAGUCUUCAGAGCAACCUGGGCAGCUCCGACCUGAUGAUAGCUUGGGUGUCAGCAGUCCGUUUGCAGCAGCCAUCGCUGGAGCAGUGAGGGACAGGGAAAAGAGGCUGGAAGCAAGACGGAAUUCUCCAGCCUUCCUUUCCACAGACCUAGGAGAUGAGGAUGUUGGACUAACACCACCAACACCACGUAUGAGGCAAUCUAAAUUCACUGAUGAAGCAAUGUUUAGUAGUGAAGAUGGUUUUAGACAGCUUAUGUCACCAUCUCCGAUUCCCGCACCUAGAGAUCCUGAAAAUCUUUUUAAUAGCAGUGAACCCAGCAAUCAAAGUGAUUCAAGGACAUUAAAUGCUUCGUCCAAAACGAAAGGUACUGAAAACAGCACAGUGGCAGCUAAGUCCACGAAUGCAUCCAGCUCAGAUAAUUACGUUCACCCGGUCACAGGAAAGCUAUUAGACCCAAACUCACCGCUAGCCCUCGCUCUCUCUGCCAGGGACAGAGCCAUGAAAGAGCAAACACAGCAGAUUCCAGGCAAAGGAGACGCUGUUAAAGCUGACCUUAAUAAACCGCUUUACAUCGAUACAAAGCUGAGACCCAAUAUUGAAAUGACUUUUCCUGUUACUGCUACUGUCGCUAGGCAAAAUACUCGUGGCCCACUGAGACGGCAGGAGACCGAGAACAAGUAUGAAACAGAUGCAGGGAAAGAAAAGAAAGCUGAGGAGAAGAAAAACAUGUUGAUAAACAUUGUGGAUACUUCGCAGCAAAAGUCAGCUGGCUUGUUAAUGGUCCAUACUGUGGACACAGCAAAGCCAGAUGAUACACCCGAAGAUGAAGAAGAAAAGAGAGCUGAAAUGGAACCGAACCCCGAAAACUCCCUGCCAGAGAGGCCAGAGGGGAGUGAGGAAGCAGAAAGUGAGCUGAACGUGCCUGCUGCGCCUGAGCCACCGGCAUCUCCCUGCAAAACCAUCGUAGCAGCGAGCUCUGUUGACGACCCUGUCAUCUUGCCGUUCCGCAUCCCUCCGCCACCCUUGGCAUCAGUUGAUAUCGAUGAAGAGUUUAUUUUUACUGAGCCACUACCACCCCCCUUAGAGUUCGCCAACAGCUUUGAUAUCCCCGACGACCGCGCAGCUCCCGGUUCAGCUCUAACAGACUUGAUUAAGCAAAGGAAAAAUGGCACGCCUUCACCCGCGCCAUUUGCCGCCAGCCAGUCAACAAAUUCCUUAGACAGCAAAAAGCAAGUGGAUCUUUCAAACUGUUUGCCUGCCUCCUUUCUGCCACCCCCUGACAGCUUUGAUAACGUCACUGACUCUGGGAUUGAGGAGGUAGACAGUCGAAGUAGUAGUGACCAUCACUUAGAGACAACCAGCACUAUCUCAACGGUGUCCAGCAUCUCUACCUUAUCCUCAGAAGGGGGUGAGAACGUGGAUACUUGUACAGUCUAUGCAGAUGGGCAAACAUUUCUGGUGGACAAACCCCCAGUACCUCCUAAGCCAAAAAUGAAGCCCAUAAUCAACAAAAGCAAUGCACUUUACAAGGACGCGCUAAUUGAAGAAACUGUAGACAGCUUUGUUAUUCCUCCUCCCGCUCCACCCCCACCUCCGAUCAGUGCACAGCCCAAUAUGGCUAAAGUUGUUCCCCAAAGGACAUCUAAGCUAUGGGGUGACAUGACGGAGGUGAAAAGCCCAAUUCUCUCAGGCCCAAAGGCUAAUGUUAUUAGUGAAUUGAACUCAAUACUCCAGCAAAUGAACAGAGAGAAAUCCUCAAAGCCAGCAGAAGGAUUGGAGUCACCUACUGGAACAAAAACUGCAAGCCUCAGUACAAG
Messenger RNA from Phaethon lepturus (White-tailed tropicbird), 3839 nucleotides. RefSeq names its product SH3 and multiple ankyrin repeat domains 2 (gene SHANK2). Gene Ontology annotation, cellular component: postsynaptic membrane; dendritic spine; postsynaptic density. The transcript has 14 exons. The annotation marks the transcript as partial. The record is from RefSeq and is a predicted model, not a curated record. Lineage: Eukaryota; Metazoa; Chordata; Aves; Phaethontiformes; Phaethontidae. Gene Ontology annotation, molecular function: ionotropic glutamate receptor binding; synaptic receptor adaptor activity.